GGCCCAGGCGGCUCUGGCCGCCACCACUGAGGGCAGGCGCGGGCGGGAGAAUGCCCCUGGCCGCCUACUGCUUCUUGCGCGUGGUGGGAAAGGGCAGUUACGGGGAGGUGAGCCUGGUGCAGCACCGCCAGGACGCCAAGCAGUAUGUCAUCAAAAAGCUAAACCUUAAAAAUGCCUCCAAGCGAGAGAGGAAAGCAGCAGAACAAGAGGCCCAGCUCUUGUCUCUCUUGAGGCACCCCAACAUAGUCACCUACCGGGAGUCCUGGGAAGGGGAAGAUGGUUUAUUAUAUAUUGUUAUGGGCUUCUGUGAAGGAGGAGACCUCUAUCGUAAACUUAAAGAACAGAAGGGCAAACUUUUACCAGAGACUCGGGUGGUAGAGUGGUUUGUCCAGAUUGCCAUGGCACUGCAGUAUUUACAUGAAAAACACAUUCUACACCGAGAUCUCAAAACGCAAAAUGUUUUCCUGACACGAACAAAUAUAAUCAAAGUGGGAGAUCUGGGAAUAGCCAGAGUGUUAGAAAAUCAGUACGAUAUGGCCAGUACUCUUAUUGGCACACCUUACUAUAUGAGUCCUGAACUGUUCUCUAGCAAACCUUACAACUACAAGUCUGAUGUUUGGGCUUUAGGAUGUUGUGUUUAUGAAAUGGCCACACUGAAACAUGCCUUCAAUGCUAAAGACAUGAACUCUCUUGUUUAUCAAAUUAUUGAAGGAAAGUUGCCACCAAUGCCAAAGGAUUAUAGCCCACAACUAGUAGAGCUGAUACGAACUAUGCUUAGCAAAAAGCCUGAGGAAAGACCCAGCGUGAAGACCAUACUAAGGCAACCUUAUAUCAAACACCAAAUCACUUUGUUUUUGGAAGCCACAAAAGUAAAAGCAGCCAAAACUCAUAGGAAGAUGGCUGAUCCUAAACCCAAAAGUCCUGCUGUGGUUUUGCUGAAGAUGGACUAUAGUAAGGAUAAUAGUGUACCACAGAGACAUUCCUCUGAGCAAGCCAGGAAAUACAAAGCUAAUGAAGAAAAGCAUUUAAUCAAAGAUAAAGCUGUUGACAUUUGUCACUCGGAGAAAACAGCAGCUGAGCCUGAAAAAACCCCAAUAAAAAAUGAGAUGAACAACAAAAGAGCUUCCAUAGCAACAUUGAGCAAAGUGGAUAUUGAUAUUUUGCUGUCUGAAACAAGGAACUGUAAGAAUGACUGUUCAGUGCAAGAUAAUAAAAUGGGCAAUUUAAGUAUUCCUAGUGAUGCAGAAAUUAAAGUAAAACUUAGUGGCCCACAGACUGAGGACAGUGGACUGCAACAAAACAUAAACCCAGGUUUGGAAGCUGAAAGUAGGGAUUCUAAAAAGUUGCCUGUUGGAGUCAUAGAUGAGAGUCACAAUACUUUGAAGCUCAUGCAGACCAUCUCAGGAGACCAAAAGCAAAUUGAGCAGAGUUUGGAUUAUACUGAGAAGUUGAUGGCACCUUUUGUACCUGUCAUAUUUCAGGAUGAAGUUGUUCAUGGAAAACCUGGAGGAGCUCAGGAAAAAAUCACUUCUCACUUAAAGCCUCAUAGUUCUGCCAGUGAACCCUCCCUCUCACGGCAGCGACGAAAGAAGAAAAAGGAACUAGCUGACAUUUGUUUGGAAAAGUUCAGUGCAAUUGCUUCUCAGCCUCUGCCUUCUCCACCAGAUGUGGAUGUGAAGAUUACCCAAAGCCAUGCAAAUCAACAUGUUGCUGAAGUCUCAGAUUCUGUAAAUAGCUCUAAAAACAGUCAGAUGUUAAUUUUAGAGGAUCGACCCCUGUCAGCAAGAGAGAGGAGGAGACUAAAACAGUCACAGGAAGAGGUGUUUCCUUCUGUGUCUGAUGCAAAACGAACAUCACAUAAUGCAGUAGCUGAAGCAAAAUUACAUGUGGAAAAUCAUAUUAAAGUUUCUCAGUCCUCAUCAGAGUCCAGUGUUUCUCAGAAAAAAAAAAUAACCCAUUGCCUAUCUGAUGAUGAGAUGAGCUCUUCCACAAGUUCCACAGAUAAGUCGGAUGGAGAUUUCAAAGCAGGGAAAAAAAAUACAAAUGAAAUGGACGAUUUGGUUCAGCUUAUGACUUGGACCCUGAAAAUGGACUCUAAAGAGAACUGUGAACACCCCUUAAUCCCAACCCCUGAAUCAGAAUUCAAGUUUCAAAAGAAAUACAGGGAUACUCUUAUCCUAUGUGGAAAAGCAUCUAAUGAACCAGAGGAAUUCAGAUUUGAAGAAUUUCCUUCAGAUGCCUUAUCUGGUCCUAAAAAGAUUAAGAGAAUGGUUGAAAUCUUGAGAUCUGAUGUGGUGCGAGGACUUGGAGUGAAACUUUUAGAGAAAGUAUAUGAUAUCAUGGAGGAAGAAGAUGAGCUGAAGAGAGAGUUACAGUUGCGGGAGCACAUGGGAGAGAAGUAUACCAGUUACAGUGUGAAGGCUCGCCAUCUGAAGUUUCUUGAAGAUAAUGUAAAAUUUUGACUAGCAUCCACUUCUGCCACUGCUG
Messenger RNA from Gavialis gangeticus (Gharial), 2487 nucleotides. It is a transcript of the gene NEK4, whose product is annotated as NIMA related kinase 4. Gene Ontology annotation, molecular function: protein kinase activity; ATP binding. Bases 51 to 2462 code for a protein of 803 amino acids. The transcript is spliced from 17 exons. The record is from RefSeq and is a predicted model, not a curated record. Gene Ontology annotation, biological process: protein phosphorylation. NCBI's taxonomy places the organism in Eukaryota, Metazoa, Chordata, Crocodylia, Gavialidae.